AAUCAUCAAUGACUUCUAUCAAUCAAUUGAAAGAGAUUAUAGAUGCAGAUAUUAAUGUUUUCUACUCUAAAGAAAAUGCUCAAAGCUCUGAAAAAAUAGAGAAGAAGAAUAAUGAGUAUAAUUAUUAUAACAUAUUGAUUCUUUCUACAUCAGAUUCAAUACUAGA
Blastomyces gilchristii SLH14081 is the source of this 166-nucleotide messenger RNA. RefSeq lists its product as uncharacterized. The record is from RefSeq and is a predicted model, not a curated record. The transcript has a single exon. The annotation marks the transcript as partial. Lineage: Eukaryota; Fungi; Ascomycota; Eurotiomycetes; Onygenales; Ajellomycetaceae.